AUGGUUUGUAUGCUAACAUUAGCACGACCAAAUUAUGAUAAUGAUGAUUUCAAUGUUGACCAUGAGAUGGCAGUCGAGUUUCUAAAACGAACAUUUUUUCAUCCAGGAAAAACGAAAUGUGAAGAACAAAAACGAGAAGCAUCAGAAAAAUAUGAAGAACGUUGUGAACCAAGUAUUAAUAAAUUAACUGGAUCACGAUAUUGUCCCGAUAUCAAAACAUGGGAUGCAUUUAAAAAUUAUGAAGUGGGUGGUGGUUAUGGUCGUUAG
Rotaria sp. Silwood1 is the source of this 267-nucleotide messenger RNA. The record is from the annotation of a GenBank genome assembly. NCBI's taxonomy places the organism in Eukaryota, Metazoa, Rotifera, Eurotatoria, Philodinida, Philodinidae.